UUUAUUAUAUUAUUUUGGUAUUCCGACCGCGGUCUUAUUGUUUCCAACACGUGCGGUUAAAUUUUGUUAAAAUUAUUAAUAAAACCACUGGGAAAAUGACAAGCACGAAGCGCAAGGAGCCGCUGCUGUACAUGGAGGAGUACCGGGUCAAGCAGGAUCCACAGGAUUAUGGCCUGGCCGACGAUGUCUUCAGCAUUGAAGCGUUCAAAGAGAAACUGCAAAUAACCAUCGUGAGGAAUGACGAAGAGGGCUUGGAGUUCGAUCUGAUAGGAGUUUACCCGGCCAUAGCUAAUGCCUUCCGUCGACUGAUGCUCAGCGACGUCCCCAGCAUGGCCAUCGAAAAGGUGUACAUAUAUAACAACACUUCGAUUAUCCAGGACGAGGUACUGGCCCAUCGGAUGGGCCUGCUCCCGCUGCGUGCGGAUCCCCGGCUAUUCGCCUAUCGCACGGAAGAAAGCACCGAAGCGGGCACUGAGCAGGAUACGCUGGAGUUCGAGCUGAAGGUGAAGUGCUCGCGGCGUCGGGAUGCGGGAAAGGACCAGUCGAACUUUGAUGACAUCUACAAGAAUCACAAGGUGUACUCUGGCCAUCUUAAGUGGCUGCCGAAAGGAAAGCAGGCGCAGAUCUACAGCGAAAGUGCAGUGAACUGCAUUCAUGAGGACAUACUGAUUGCCCAACUCCGACCGGGUCACGAGUUGGACCUACGCCUGGUAGCUGUUAAGGGAAUCGGCCGUGAUCACGCCAAGUUCUCGCCAGUGGCUACGGCCACUUACCGACUGCUGCCACAGAUUAAACUAAAUCGAGAGGUCUCUGGCAAAGAUGCAUACCUUCUGCAAAGCUGCUUCUCACCUGGUGUGAUUGGCAUUGACGAAAACGAGACUGCCUAUGUGAAGGAUGCGCGCUAUGACAGUUGCAGCCGGAAUGUAUAUCGCUAUCCGCAGCUCAACGAUGCUUUGACUUUGGCCCGCGUCCGAGAUCACUACAUCUUUUCCGUGGAGUCGGUGGGCGCGCUCAAGCCCGAUGUUAUCUUCCUGGAGGCCAUCAAGGUGCUGAAGAAGAAGUGUCGAGCAUUUAUCGACGAAAUUGAUGCGGAAUAGAUUUAUUUAUUUAAAAGAUUAUUCUAUGUACAUAAGAAAACUAAACUUGAUAAAAAAUGUAAGCCUAAGAA
Molecule: messenger RNA, 1168 nt
Organism: Drosophila rhopaloa
Lineage: Eukaryota; Metazoa; Arthropoda; Insecta; Diptera; Drosophilidae
Gene: Polr1C
Product: DNA-directed RNA polymerases I and III subunit RPAC1
Exons: 2
Coding region: 96-1097 (333 amino acids)
Biological process (GO): DNA-templated transcription
Cellular component (GO): RNA polymerase III complex; RNA polymerase I complex
Molecular function (GO): protein dimerization activity
Source: RefSeq, a predicted model, not a curated record